Podospora pseudocomata is the source of this 2077-nucleotide messenger RNA. RefSeq lists its product as uncharacterized. The record is from RefSeq and is a predicted model, not a curated record. Gene Ontology annotation, cellular component: inositol phosphoceramide synthase complex. NCBI's taxonomy places the organism in Eukaryota, Fungi, Ascomycota, Sordariomycetes, Sordariales, Podosporaceae. Bases 612 to 1883 code for a protein of 423 amino acids. Gene Ontology annotation, biological process: inositol phosphoceramide metabolic process; sphingolipid biosynthetic process. The transcript has 2 exons. Gene Ontology annotation, molecular function: inositol phosphoceramide synthase activity.
GGGACGUGUGAUGGUGCCGGUGGCCUUGGGAUUUCUAAGCGAUGUGGUAGCCCCUCCAACAAGAGCAGCAUCUUUCCUCAUGCCAUGGAAACCCCCCUUGGUAUCGACUAGACAUGCGGCCGGAGCAACUGCCCAGCCGGUGUCUGCCUUCAGCAAAUCCUCACGCGACACUGGAGACUGAAGAGUCAGGAUGUGGGGUUUUAUUACGCUUCUGGAUGAGAACAGGUGGAUUCUUCCUGCGAGAUAGCAAGGGCUGUGCUUGGAGGUCAGUGGCAUCCAAGCUGAAUCCCGCCUUGGUGUCGAACUCUAUCAGGGGCUAGCCAUACGGGAAGCCACCCUACCGCGGCAUGUCGGACGUGGAGAUCUCCAGAGACCCAGGGAAAAGUCACAAACUGAAGGGGUAUUUUUUCUUGGUGUCAGGGGGUGGUCGUCUGUUAAAACCGAGCCCCCGGGACCUCAGCGGAAAGCUUGUCAAGUUCUCGGUCUGCACUCUGCAUAUCGGUCUGAAGCUCCUCCCUCUGCCUGUGACGAAGCCACUUCUGGGCUCGUCUGUCUGGCACUUUUCCUUUUGAGAAACACCCGGCCUCUGACCACUUCGCUCCUUCACCAAGAUGGCGAUCGGGGCCAUUUUGGAACCACUCAUUGUGGUCAGUCUGUUGACAUUUGGUACCAUUGUCAACCGCAACAAGUCGGCCACUUUCUCUCCAUCACCAUACAGAUCAUCCAGGCCCGUGCCUUGGCAACAUCUCAAGUACGACAAGGACCCCGACUACGAUGAGUUGGAAUCGGGACGGCCCAGCACAGACGACGAAAAUGCCCUUUUGCGGUCACCAGUCAGCGAAUCCAGCAUCGGCUCCGAUGGCACCUUGACCGACGAAUCGAACUCACCAUGGCGGAAGCGCCAGCUGAAGGUCUUCAAGUGGGAGCGUGAGGUCACAACGCCGAAUACCGCCAUCUUCAAGGACCGUUUCCUCAGUCGCGUGCUUCAGCGUCUUCCCUUUUUGGCCGAGGUCUGGUACUGGGCUCUUAUCUACUGGGUCUACCAGCUUGGAAGAGCUUUCACAGCCGUCACUCUGCAAGAGUCAACAGUCGACACCGCUCGCGAGCAUGCCCUCCAGGUUAUUCACAUGGAACAGCGACUGGGCAUUUUCAUUGAGCCUGCCGUGCAAGGUUGGUUUCUUCAGCGACCCGAGCUUAUGCGAUGGACGAACAAGACAUACUCUUUCAUCCACAUCCCCGGCACGAUCCUUUACCUGAUCGUCCUCUACUAUGUCACGACAGCCCGUCCCAGACAGAAGAUUCAGGAGGAGAACGGAGGUCGCCCGAUUAGUGGAAACUGGAGAAAGUUGGCCCCCCGAUUCGGACCUGAUACCUAUGAGAAGAGGAGGAGGACCAUGGCCUUCUGCAACCUGUUGGCCUUCAUCGUAUUUACUUUCUGGCCUUGCAUGCCACCGAGACUGCUCAGCGACCCAAACUACACUGGCGAGUUUGCCAAGGAGGCGAAAAGCUAUGGCUUUGUUGACACUGUCCACGGCGCCGAUGGUGACAGCAGUGUGUGGACCACCAACCGCUUCUGCAAUCAAUAUGCCGCCAUGCCUUCUCUUCACUUCGGCUACUCCUUCCUUGUUGGACUCACCAUCGCCACCGUUCCCCUCAGACGCUCUGGAAAGCUUGGGUGGAAGAGACUGGCCAUUGUUGCCAUCGGCAUGAUCUAUCCUGGCAUUAUCCUGACUGCCAUUGUUGCUACCGCCAACCAUUUCAUCCUGGACGCCGUUGCCGGUGCUAUUGCCUGCCUUCUUGCCUGGAAGUUCAACGGCCUGCUCCUCAACCUCCUGCCAGUCGAGGACUACUUUUUGAGGGCUGUCAGGAUAGCCAAGCCUUGAGCAUGGAUUGAAGAACUUGGAGUUCAGCGUUGGCACAAUGGGCUUGGGAUACCUUCCGACCGAUCAGCAGUUGGAUUCCAUCUAUACAGUACACCGAACUAAUCACCCCGAAUACCAAGUACCAGCAUAUUGGAUGACUUGAUGGUCAAAGACAACCAUAGUAUUAUUAAUACAUAUACACUUGAUACCCCCCC